This is a messenger RNA of Centropristis striata (black sea bass), 3407 nucleotides long. It is a transcript of the gene kansl1l, whose product is annotated as KAT8 regulatory NSL complex subunit 1-like. Gene Ontology annotation, molecular function: histone acetyltransferase binding. The transcript has 16 exons. Gene Ontology annotation, cellular component: NSL complex. Bases 239 to 2917 code for a protein of 892 amino acids. The record is from RefSeq and is a predicted model, not a curated record. NCBI's taxonomy places the organism in Eukaryota, Metazoa, Chordata, Actinopteri, Perciformes, Serranidae.
AGAAGAAGAAGAAGAAGGAGGAGAAGGAGAAGGAGGUGUCAGUUAGGAGAAGAGGAGAUCUGUCGCUACUGGGAUUAUUAAUGUCGCCGUUUAAUAACAAUAUUAAUCAGUUAGAUUACAAAAAGGAGGAAAAAUAUGAACUAAUUCGCGUCAUAUUGAUCCGUUUAUCUGACUAAUAAACGGUGAAUCAACGGUUUCUACCUGUUCAGUGAUUUAAGCCUCUGAGUGUGUUGCCUUCAUGGCCCCGGCCCUCACCAAGAUCCUGAAAGAUGUCCACGGGGCCCACCUGUCCUCUCCUCCCGUCAGAGUGGACGUAGACCUGAGGACCCUGCAGAGUCCUGAUCUGGAGUCUCACAUGAGGCUGACGGACGACGGGGACCUCCAGAAGAUGUGGCUCAACCUCUCCCUCUUCCCGUCCCUGGACUCUGGGGUCCCUCUGAGCCCCCUGGACGUCCCCGCAAACCCCGUGGUCUCCCCUCUCCCCCAGACGUCGGCCCUCCUCGGCCUCCUCUCCUUUAAUAAAGCCCGGAGACAUUCCCAGCAGGUGGCCUGUGUGUUCCCAGGUGUACCAGACAUGUUUUUCAUCCCCGUCCCCGAGCACAAGAGCCAAGAGGCCUCAGAGCUGCACAGACGCAGAGCUGCUGCUGCUGAAUGUGGCCCAGGUGGUGGUGAUGUGUUCCUCCACCAGGAUUUACUCUCUCAGAGCUGCUCCCCACCUCCUCUGAUACAAGGGGGAGCAGCAGCAGGGAUCUGUCCUCCUCCUUUAGUCAGAGGGAAGGUGGACUCUGUGCUGGAUCAGGUCUCCAGGCAGGCGGAGCUGCAGAUCCGGGGCCAGAGGCUGCAGAGGAGGCUGCAGGUCCUGCUGGGGGAGCAUGCUCUGCUGCACUGCAGCCAGCAGCUGGAGGGGCUGCAGAGACACUGGGGACAGCUGGGGGACGUGUCCCUGGACAGCCUGGACUCUGUAGGUUCUGUUAGACUGGCUCCGCUAGCGGGGAGUAGAGACGGAGGGUCCUGGGUGGAGCGGUCCGACGCCUCGUCCUCCGUCUCAGAGAUCAGAGAGUUCAGCCGCUGCAGCCGGGCCCUGCUCAGAGACCUGCAGGAGGUUCUGGACUCGGAGGCCACGGCCAGCAGCAGCUCAGAGGAGGAGCAGGAGGAGGUCCAGGUCCACCGCAGGACCAAGACGUCACAAGGCUGUGAGAGGAGGUGGCUGGAGGAGCGGGCGGAGCUGGGCAGCAGGUGGAGCUGGCUGCAGCUGCGUCUGUCAGAGCUGGAGGGGAAGAUCCAACAACUGGUGGAGCUGCACACACACAUCCGCUCCACCAAGGGUGGUGUGGUGCUAGCAGACUCCCAGCCUCUGACAGACAGACAGAUCCAGCAGAGCCUGCUGAGGGAGAUGGCAGGUCUGUCCUGUACAGCGUCUGAUGCUGACAGUGAACCUUACAGCCCGACUCGCCUCCUGCACAACAUAGAGAGACAGAGUGCUCAGCUCAGCCAGAUAGUCAACAGUCUGAUGACUCCUCUCAGCUUCUCACCGCUGUCUAAACCACACAACAGCUGGAAGGGCAAGAGAGCCUUCACAAGCGGUCAGAAAGGAGACGAUGUUUUUGGUCCCGGCAGCUCUAAGAGGAGGAGACCGGGGACCAGGAGGCUCUUCAAAGCUGAUGUGUCAUGUGUUUGUGCGAGGACCCGACCCCUGGUCACCUACCACAAGCCCACACUGUUCACUAUCAACACACACAACCCCAGCAGACCAGAGGGGAAGUCCUCGUCUACCGUCUCCUCUUCUCUCUCCUCAUCUUCCUGUUCAUGUGGUUCAUCUUAUGAUCCUGUGGUCCUGUGCUCUGAUCAGGACUGCAGCUUCAGGAGGACCCGGUCCAGCUCCACACCUCACCCUGCGUCCUCUCUUUCAUUUGACACUCGUCUGUCUCACCACAUAAAGAGGCUCCUGGCCCGAGAACAAUGGUCCCAAAGGCCUCUGGUUGUUAACGUCCAGCCAGCCAGUCAACAACACUACAACACACACAGCUCCACACCACUACACAACAGUCAGAAAUACAAGCGGCAUGCCAGACAUGAUAAGAGCAGAGUUCUGGGUCUGUCCCCCAUCAGGGUGGUGGGUUCUGCUCAGACUCAACACAGAAGAACCAGCCAGAGGAAACGGAAGAGAAGACGCGUCCACCGGCUGAUAGAAGAAGAGGAAGAUGUCCUGUCCCAGCUCUGUGAUCCAGACACGUCAGAUGAAGUGUUAGAGGAGAGCUGCACACAGGCUUCACACAAGCAAAGCUCACAGGGUUUUGUCCGUAAGCGCCAGGGAGAGAGUGUGUUCAACAUUAACAACAUUGUGAUCCCCGUGUCUCUGACUAAAGUGGAGAAGCUGCAGUACAAAGACAUCCUGACUCCCAGUUGGCGUGUUGUUGAUGUCUCUGAGAUGACCAGGAGGACAGAGGAGGAGGAGGACGAGGAGGGACAGGUGGAGGACCUCACUAACCAGGUCUUCUCCCAGAGACACGAGGACUUGGAGCGGAGAGAGAGAUUGCGUUGGCCGUCGUGGGGGAAGAGAAAAGACUGCAGGCAGCAGAAAAGAUCCUGUGUCAGCAGGUUGUCAGCCAGCGGAGGAGGCGUGAACUCCUCAGGAGAGGAGAGCUCCGUGGAGUCUCAGCUGGAUGAGGAGCAGCAGAGCUCCGAGGAUCUCUGGCUGCCUCAGACGCCCUGGGAGCCUCGAGCGUUUCCUCUGAGUGAGGAUGAGGAGGAGGCUCUGCUCUGUGAUGACCCAGAAGGAGUCCCAUCAGGCUGGUCAGAGUGUAGCUCCGCCUCCUCCACAGCAAAGAACUACAACUCCCACCUCCUCCCCGCUCCGUCCUCUGGUGCUGCAGCGCCCCCUGGUGGACAGAGUCACAGCAGCACACACAGCAGCUGAGCCUUAAAGUGACAAUCUCCUCUCAUCUGGGACAAUAAGGAGAAAAUGUGCCAUGGGAACCUUAAAAAGAAUAUUUACUACAUUCCAAAACAGUGAUUUUAUUGUUAUUUUCUUAAUAUUUUAAAGCAAUUGUAUAUUGUUGUUUGUAAGUUUUGUAGCGUGUCACAAUAGUUUAAAUUGACUACUGUAGCUUCUGCUACACUUUCAGGUUUUAAUAUAUAAGAAGUACUGUAUGUAAAGAAAUAUGUACCAGCACAACCCACUGUAGGCUCCUCAGGUCUGUUUUCUGUCUCUAGUUACUAUUUAUUUCCACAGUUGUCUUUAAAAAAGUCUGUAUGAAAGACUUCAGUACAUACAUAGAUAUAUUUAUAUAACUUUUACUUGAUUUACAUGUGCUUUUUCAUUUUUUUCCACGUCUGUUGAUGCUGUCAUUUUGGUAUAUAUUGUUUUUCAAUGAAAGUUAUUAGUAAACAUUAACAUUAUUAAAGAU